Molecule: messenger RNA, 3575 nt
Organism: Oenanthe melanoleuca
Lineage: Eukaryota; Metazoa; Chordata; Aves; Passeriformes; Muscicapidae
Exons: 2
Coding region: 1175-2359 (394 amino acids)
Source: RefSeq, a predicted model, not a curated record
GCUGCCGUGACCGCUGCCGCGCCCGCCCCGCUCCGCCAUUUUGAAGGCGACCCGCUCCCUCCCUCACCCCGGCCUCAUCGGCAUGCAAAUUGACCUUUCUUGGCUCUGAAUUCCCAGAGAAUUUGCUGCUGGGGCGUGCUGUUAUUUUUGUCUCACAUUGAGAGAGCUGGGGUUUGAUAUUCCCGAGCCAUGGAAAACAGCAUUGCAGGGCGUCCCAAUGGACACAGAACUGCUGGGGAAAUUCGGUGUCAAAUCUGAACAUCUCUGCUUUCACUGGAAUCUGUCUCAUGUCCAUUGACCACAGGGAAACCAGCUGUAAAAACUACUUUAAAAAAAGAAUAACUUCGGAUUGAUUAAGCAGAUUUUUAUUUUUGACCGUUAAAAGUUUCUGCAACUUCUGACGUUCAAGAUAACUCUGGCACAGGUCAUACAUUGGUGCAGCUUGCACAGAACACAUCGUAACAUCCUCCAAGGACAGUAACAAAUUCCCAUUUUCCCCUGGCAAAAGGGUACCCAAAAGUAAAUAUAAUUUAUACACCUGCCUUUCAUGAAAGACUUUAAUAAAUAUUUAUUUUAUAAUCGACAGCACAGCUGCAACUUUCAGUCCUAUAAGGACAAAAAAAAGAUCUCCUGCCUUUACAAAAGGCACACACGCAUCCUGAACCUCACAAACAGCCCUGGCUCGUGAGCAAGACAUCCCGAGGAAUUUCCUCUACAUAGUUUGGGAUAUGGUUUAACCAUUCUCAGAGCGUGCUCAGUACAGACUAUAAAUAUUAUAGAACCUCUCAUGGCACCGUGGGAAGGCCAGAUUCCCAAAUGUGUCCAGUGAGACCCCGGGGCAUUCCAGGUGGGGAGCCCGAGGAGCCAGAGGAAAAGCAGGGACACUUUUGGGAAUUCUGCCGGUCCCAGGGCUCACAGCUUUCCCAGCAGAGCUACACGCACAACCUCGCAGAGGUUAAGAACAGCCGUCGUUCCGCUCCGAACGACCCCUGCAGCCCUCCCAGCAGGAGGAUACAGCUCACAUUCCCUCAGAACAACUCUGUCUCCGCGCGGUGGGAUCCUCGCAGUCCUUCUGGGAGAAGGGGAGCUCACAUCCAUGCAGAGCAAUGACCUGCAAAGGGGAAACAUUCUUCCCUACUCGUGAGAGGAGUGGGGGCGACUUGUACAGCAAGUCAUGGUCUCCUCUGGAACACGGGAAAAGUCCAAAAAUCACGGAAUCGUGAACUGCCGGUGCCCGCGGAGGCUUUGGAAUCGCUUCGGUGCUGCUGGUUUUGGUGGAAGCUGGUGGCUGGAGGAAGAAGCAGAGUCCCCAGGUGGCACCUGUGCCCUCCGGGAGCGGCAGCUCAGCUUCCCCCGCGGUGCUGCGCCCGUGGAACGGAGGGACGGGGGUUGCAGAGCGGCUCUGGGGCUCUGCCCCUCAGGAUCAUCCUGCCGCGGGCUCUUGGCUGCUAGAGCUGAAAGGGCAGGAGAGGAGAAAAGUGUUACACGGGGAGGAGCCGGCUGGAGCUUUUCCCAAAGGAAAGGGCAGCGAGAGAGAUGGGGAUGUGAUGGGGAGCACUCACCUCGCCCGUAUCCCGGCUCGCUCACAGCCAUCCCCCCAGGAUUUCGCCUUCCCCCAGCUCGGAGUUGGGCCGGUGUCUCUGAAAUCCCUUCUCCAGGAGCAGUUCCAGCUGCUGUAAAUCCGAGCCGGGGUUCCCGGAGCUGUAACACAGAAGGGGGAGAAGGGAAGGUGAGCAGCGAGGCUUCCCCUCCCCAACAACACCCCAACAGCUCUCAGCACCCCGGAGUGCGGCCCUUCCCGGCUCUCCAGCAGACACUCACCCUGUGCUUCCUUCCCUCCGGGCGAUGGGAUGUCCAGGGAGAGAGCAUCGUUAUCCCAAGGGCUGCUUUCAGCUCCGAGUGGAGAAGGGAGCCGGGAUCUGCCCUAUUUAUACGCAGGAGCCGCAUUACAAAAGUCUGGGUCCGGAGCGACUCGGAGUUUCCCACAGUCUCCAGCCAAUCCAUGCGUGCCCGGGACAAAGGGAAAGCAUCCAUUACAGCAUGGCAAAUUGACUGUGAAUUGCCUGGGGAUAAUACCCCGCUCCCAAAGGAGCAGGUGGGCUGGGGAGUGUGGGACACAAUAGGGUUUGGCAUCGCGGCGCUGGGCAGGGAACGUGGGAAAGCGUUCGUCGUCAUUAUCAUCCAGCUUCUGCCUGAUGUUGGGAACGUCAACAUCUCCAUGUGCUGCUUUUUCCCAGGCUGGGUUGAAAUCAAGCACAGAAGACUGAUCCCAGGAAGAGAUAAUGCUCUGAGCCCCAAAGAGAGGUUGAAAAGGGAAAGAUGCAGAAUUAGAGGGACUAAACCCUUUCAUCGACAUUAAACCGUGCUUAGAUGAAUACAGUACCAGAUAAUUUUCAGGCAACGAGAGACUAAAAUCGAGGGAAGAGCCCUUCAAACACUUAGCUUGAAAUAUUUUCCUCUCUAUUGUUUAAAAUCCCUCUGUAAGUUAUACCCAGAGCUCUUCCUUGCUUUUGUUUGGGUAAUCUGGGCUUUCCUACAGCAGCCCGUGACAUGUAAUGAUUGUGAUGUCUUUCCCAAACAUGUCCUGUUUAAUUUCAUGCCACUUUGUAAAUGCCUCACUGUUCCUGAGUCUCCACCUAAAUAUAUUUCCCAUUUACAGACAACUGAUAGGGAGAGAGAGGUCAAUUCUUGCCUUCUCUUUUGCUAUAUUAUCCCCUUUUCAGGAGGUGCUACAGGUGUGAGGCCUUCCUGUGACUUUGCUCAGUCUUGGUUCUUCUCACCUCUGUGCCACAGGUAAUGAAGGGGAAAGAACCAGACAAGAUUCGGGAUUGGAGCUGCCUUGUAGCAAUAUUUUAAUUUUCUUCCAGGAUGUUUUAUGCUGCCAGCUCAGGUCUGCUGCCCCCUCCCAGCACAAUCCCAGUCAUGUUUGGGAUCUGUCAGUCAGGCAUGGCAGGCCUCAUGCAGUUUUUGAAUACCUGUUUUUUUACAACUACAACAUUGAUGAUAAACCCUGCUUAUUUCUUGUCUCUGCCUUUCAAAAUCAGACAGGAAACUUCUCAUUUUCCUGUCAGUUGCAGGCAGGCAGUUCCACCUGCCCUCAGCAUCUCUCUCAGGGCCAAACCUGUGCCAUGGAUACCUGGAUAGCAAAAUGUCCCAGCACACAGUGAAUAAAAAGACAUAAUUCUGCAAAAGAUGAUCCUGUAACCCAUUAUUAACCCGAAGAUUUUAAGGCCUUUUUCUAUGCCUGGAUCCUCGUGGAUAUCCAUAAGCCAGGUCUAUUCCCGUCCCAGCCCAAAGACACUUUAUCUUUAGAUGGAUCACUUAGGGCACAACAAUUUUAAUUCUUGAUGGCUGUCAAAAACUAUAACUGAACACAGACCAUGAGUCCCACUCAAAAUCAGUUUGCUGAAUUAUUUUGUCAGCUUGUAAUCUGCAGUAUUCCUUGGGGUUGGGGCUAUCCCUGGCUGCAUGUGCUUGUGCUGUUACUGCAGAGGGAAGUGAAGCUCGGGAUUCCUGGAGGGAUGCAGGGACAGCAGGUCCUGCCACGCCCCGCAUGGGAAGGAGGAUGCUGGCGG